Zea mays is the source of this 1409-nucleotide messenger RNA. RefSeq lists its product as uncharacterized. Lineage: Eukaryota; Viridiplantae; Streptophyta; Magnoliopsida; Poales; Poaceae. The transcript has 4 exons. The record is from RefSeq and is a predicted model, not a curated record. The coding region runs from base 252 to 743 and encodes 163 amino acids.
AUUGAUGCCUGCCGCCCCAUUCUCCAUCCCGGCCAUUACUCGGCCACGACUUGCCGACUACGAUGCCAGCGCCAAGCCUCCGCCGCCCAGCUAAAAAUCCCCCAGGCGUUCCUGAGCACCCGUUUAUCAUCACAUGACCGGAGUCGGCCAGAAUUUGCCGUAGCUCUCGCCCCCGCUCGCCGUGCGCUUCUCGUCCCAUUCCCCCGGGAUCGUAGAUUCUCGAGCUGAGCUGAGCUGAGCUGAGCUGAGCGAUGGAUCGCGAGCUCAGCCCCAGGGGCAAUGCUCCAGGGAGAGGGAGCGGCGGCGCGUCGUCAUCGAAGCACAAGAACGGCGGCGGCGGCAAGAAGCCGAUCAAGGUGCUUUACAUCGCCAACCCCAUGCGCGUCCAGACCAGCGCCGAGGGUUUCCGCGCCCUCGUGCAGGAGCUCACCGGCCAACACGCCGAUCCCUCCAAGUACAGCCCCGGCGACCUUGACUCCGGCGCUGCCGCACAGGGUCUGAGCCCCAGGGCCAGGGUCGCGGACGUUUCGUCGGAAACCAUCGUCGCAAGCCACAGCCCUGGCAGUAAGGCCGCGCCGCACGGAGGGGACUACUACGACGUCGAGGAAGACGAAGAUGACGUCUUCAGGUCGCCUCACAUGCUGCUGGAGAACAAUUAUACGGUGUUCUCGCCGCCGACGCUACUAUAUGACCAUCACCCGCACAGCAAGACCUUGGCUCCGCCGCCACCGCCUAGGGACUGAGCCCUAGGGCUAAGGGUGCGGACGUGUCAUCGAAAACCAUCAUCGCAAGCCCCAGGCCUAGCAAUAAGGUCGUGCCACACGGUAGGGACUACUACGAGGAGGAAGAUGACGAUAGCGGCUUCAGGUCCCAACUGCUGUUGGAAAACAACCAUACAAUGUUCUCGCCACCGACGCUACUCUACAACUAUCAUUCGCACAACAAGGCUACUUCUGAAUCGGAGGCUGGGUUCGCAGCGGAGCAUGACAAUUUCUGGUCCAAAUGAAGCUGAACAAGUUAAUACGACUAUAGCUACGAAUGGUUUCAGUGAGGAGCAUAGCACAAGACAACACUGGUACAAGAGACUAUAAGCAUGAAUACGAAGAUGGCUACGUACGGCAAUGGUGGUGAAGGCUACGACGAAAGGAUUGCGGCGAUAUUACGGUUGAUGAAUGGCAUGAUGUAUAAUUUUCUUGAUGGACAAAAGGAUAUAUACACCUCCGAUCUGUUUUGUCCAUUGAGCAGCAAUCUAUGUAAUCUUAUGCCUAAUGAACAGGCUAAGGAUGUUUUAGACACAACUACUCUAGUUGGCACAAUGUUGGAUUCGGAAGGGAAACAUUGUAAAACGUUGGUUGCUUCCUUGUGUACAUGUUGCGCGCAGCAUUAUAUUAUAUGUCUAUUGUUUGUCA